GUAUUCAAGCCCUCAUUUUACCUAACCUGGUCCAUAUUUAUGUAAUUAUAUUUUCGAAUAAAAAGUUUUCAAAUCCUUCCGACAUUGCAGAAGUAAACUGUAGUCCAGAUGAGUUUUUAUGCGAGGAUGGAAAGCAGUGUAUUCCCAAGACACGAUAUUGCAAUUUAGAAAAAGACUGCAGGGAUGGAAGCGAUGAAAUUGUCUACGAUUCGUCGAUAUUAAAACCAAAUGACCACAGAGUUAAAUGUAAAAGUUUUGCAAAAGUCGAUCACUUCUGCUUACUGGGAGGAAAAUUUGUUUUUGAUGAAGAGGAUUACUGCAAUUUAAACGACACACCGCCUGUUCAAGUUGCCUGCAAAGAAGGGUAUUUCAGAUGUUUGGAUGGAAAAAGGUGCAUAAAUUUUUUUGAUUUUUGCGACGAAAGAGUUCACUGCGAAGACGGAAGUGAUGAGAUAUUGUUCGACUCAGCGAUUCAUACACCAGACAACGGAGUGUCGUGUCAAAAUAAAUUUAGAGACAGAUUCUGUCUUCUACCACCCGAUUAUGAUUCUUCAAAGCAUUGCUUUUCUAUCGAAUUUGAUUGUCUUCCUGAAUGGUUUAUUUGUGCUAGUGGAACUCAGUGCGUUCAUAAAGAAUCAUUUUGUGACGGGAAUUCAUAUUGUCGUGAUGGAAGCGAUGAAGUUUUAUACAAUACUUCUAUUCACACCGCCGAUGAUGGUGUUCCAUGCCGAGGUUAUGAAGAUUUGACAAGAGUUUGUUUACUUCACAAUUCUGUUGCAGACAGAGAACAACACAUAUGUAAUAAAGAACGUGAGUGUCUAGUUGGAUACUUCAGGUGUUCUGAUAAAUCAAAAUGUGUUGAUAAAGAACGUUACUGCGACAGAUACCCAGAUUGUAGUGAUGGAAGCGACGAAAUUGUGUACAAUGCCUCGAUUCAUACAGAGGAAGAUGGUUAUUCUUGCUACAUGGAUGAAUGGCAAUAUCCAAAUUGUCUACUUCCCGUAGGAGGACAUCCGAAUCCGCAUAAUUUUUGUGAUCCCGAAGCACAUUGUGGUUCAGAUGGGUUCUUAUGCGAGGAUGGAAAGCAGUGUAUUCCAAAGACACAAUAUUGCAAUUUGGAAAAAGACUGCAGGGAUGGAAGCGAUGAAAUUGUCUACGAUUCGUCGAUAUUAAAACCAAAUGAUCACAGAGUUAAAUGUAGAAGUUUUGCAAAAGUAGAUCACUUCUGCUCAUUAGAAGGGAAAUUUGUUUUUGAUGAAGAGAAUUACUGCAAUUUAAAGGACACACCGCCUAUUCAAGUUGCCUGCAAAGAAGGGUAUUUCAGAUGUUGGGAUGGAAAAAAGUGCAUUCAUUUUCAUAAUUUUUGCGACGAAAGAGUUCACUGCGAUGACCGAAGUGAUGAAAUAUUGUUCGACUCAGAGAUUCACACACCAGACAAUGGAGUGUCGUGUCAAAACAAAUAUAGAGACAGAUUCUGUUUUCUACCUCACGAAUAUGAUUCUUCAAAGUAUUGUUUCUCUAUCGAAUUUGAUUGUCGUCCUGAAUGGUUUAUCUGUGCUAGUGGAACUCAGUGUGUUCAUAAAGAAUCAUUUUGUGACGGACAUUCAUAUUGUCGUGAUGGAAGCGAUGAAGUUUUAUACAAUGCAGCUAUCCACACCGCCGAUGAUGGUGUUCCAUGUCGAGGUUAUGAUGAUUUGACAAGAGUUUGUUUACUUCAUAAUUCUGUUGCAGAUAGAGAAGAACACAUUUGUAAUAAAGAACGUGAGUGUCUAGUUGGAUACUUCAGGUGUUCUGAUAAAUCAAAAUGUGUUGAUAAAGAACGUUACUGCGACAGAUACCCAGAUUGUAGUGAUGGAAGCGACGAAAUUGUGUACAAUGCCUCAAUUCAUACAGAGGAAGAUGGUUAUUCUUGCUACAUGGAUGAAUGGCAAUAUCCAAAUUGUCUACUUCCCGUAGGAGGACAUCCAAAUCCACAUGAUUUUUGUGAUCCCGAAGCACAUUGUAGUCACGAUGAGUUCUUAUGCGAGGAUGGAAAGCAGUGUAUUCCAAAGACACAGUAUUGUAAUUUGGAAAAAGACUGCAGGGAUGGAAGCGAUGAAAUUGUCUACGAUUCGUCGAUAUUAAAACCAAAUGAUCACAGAGUAAAAUGUAGAAGUUUUGCAAAAUUCGAUCACUUCUGCUUACUAGGAGGAAAAUUUGUUUUUGAUGAAGAGGAUUACUGCAAUUUAAACGACACAGCGCCUAUUCAAGACCUUGAGUGUCCGGUAGGAUACUUCAGGUGUUCCGAUAAAUCAAACUGUGUGGAUAAAGAACGUUACUGCGACAGAAUCCCAGACUGUAGUGAUGGAAGCGACGAAAUUGUGUACAAUGCCUCAAUUCAUACAGAGGAAGAUGGUUAUUCUUGUUACAUAGAUGAAUGGCAAUAUCCAAAUUGUCUCCUUCCCGUAGGAGGACAUCCGAAUCCACAUGAUUGGUGUGAUCCCGAAGCAGAAUGUAGUCCAGAUGAGUUCUUAUGCGAGGAUGGGAAGCUGUGUAUUCCAAAGACACAGUAUUGUAAUUUGGAAAAAGACUGCAGGGAUGGGAGCGAUGAAAUUGUCUACGAUUCAUCAAUAUUAAAACCAAAUGAUCACAGAGUUAAAUGUAGAAGUUUUGCAAAAGUAGAUCACUUCUGCUUACUAGGAGGAAAAUUCGGUUUCGAUGAAGAGGAUUACUGUAAUUUAAACGACACACCGUCUAUUCAAGCAGUUGCCUGCAAAGAAGGGUAUUUCAAAUGUUGGGAUGGAAAAAAGUGCAUCGAUUUUCAUAAUUUUUGCGACGAAAAAGUUCACUGCGAUGACGGGAGUGAUGAAAUAUUGUUCGACUCAGAGAUUCACACACCAGACAAUGGAGUGUCGUGUCAAAACAAAUAUAGAGAUAGAUUCUGUUUUCUACCUCACGGAUAUGAUUCGUCAAAGUAUUGUUUCUCUAUCGAAUUUGAUUGUCAUCCUGAAUGGUUUGUCUGUGCUAGUGGAACCCAGUGUGUUCAUAAAGAAGCAUUUUGUGACGGACAACCCUAUUGUCGUGAUGGAAGUGAUGAAGUUUUGUACAAUGAUUCUAUUCACACCGCCGAUGAUGGCGUUCCAUGUCGAGGUUACCGAGAUUUGACAAGAGUUUGUUUACUUCAUAAUUCUGUUGUUGACAGAGAAGAACACAUAUGUAAUAAAGAACGUGAGUGUCUAGUUGGAAACUUCAGGUGUUCCGAUAAAUCAGAAUGUGUGAAUAAAGAACGCUAUUGCGACAGAAACCCAGAUUGUAGCGAUGGAAGUGACGAAAUUGUAUACGAUGCCUCAAUUCAUACAGAGGAAGAUGGGUAUUCUUGUUACAUAGGUGAAUGGCAAUAUCCAAAUUGUCUACUUCCCGUAGGAGGACAUCCGAAACCGCAUCAUUUUUGUGACCCCGAAGUGGAAUGUCCCUAUGGAUUCUUAUGUGAGGAUGGAAAGCAAUGUAUUCCAAAAACACAGUAUUGCAAUUUGGAGAGAGACUGCAGGGAUGGAAGCGAUGAAAUUGUCUACAAUUCGUCAAUAUUAAAACCAAAUGAUCACAGAGUAAAAUGUAGAAGUUUUGCAAAAUUCGAUCACUUCUGCUUAUUAGGAGGAAAAUUUGUUUUUGAUGAAGAGGAUUACUGCAAUUUAAACGACACACCGCCUAUUCAAGUUGCCUGCAAAGAAGGGUAUUUCAGAUGUUGGGAUGGGAAAAAGUGCAUCGAUUUUCAUAAUUUUUGCGACGAAAGAGUUCACUGCGAUGACGGAAGUGAUGAAAUAUUGUUCGACUCAGAUAUUCACACACCAGACAACGGAGUGUCGUGUCAAAACAAAUAUAGAGACAGAUUCUGUUUUCUACCUCACGAAUAUGAUUCUUCAAAGUAUUGUUUCUCUAUCGAAUUUGAUUGUCGUCCUGAAUGGUUUGUCUGUGCCAGUGGAACUCAGUGUGUUUAUAAAGAAGCAUUUUGUGAUGGAUAUUCCAAUUGUCGUGAUGGAAGUGAUGAAGUUUUGUACAAAGAUUCAAUUCACACCGCUGGUGUACCAUGUCGAGGUUACCAAGAUUUGACAAGAGUUUGUUUACUUCAUAAUUCUGUUGUUGGCAGAGAAGAACACAUAUGUAAUAAAGAUCGAGAGUGUCCAGUUGGAUACUUCAUAUGUUCUGAUAAAUCAAGAUGUGUGGAAAAAGAACGCUUUUGCGACAGAAACCCUGAUUGUAGCGAUGGAAGCGACGAAAUCGUAUACAAUGCAUCAAUUCAUUCAGAUGAAGAUGGGUAUUCUUGUUACAUGGGAGAAUGGCAAUAUCCAAAUUGUCUACUUCCCGUAGGAGGACAUCGGAAACCGCUUCAGUUUUGUGACCCCGAAGUGGAAUGUCCCUAUGGAUUCUUAUGUGAGGAUGGGAAGCAAUGUAUUCCAAAAACACAGUAUUGCAAUUUAGAAAGAGACUGCAGGGAUGGAAGCGAUGAAAUUGUCUACGAUUUAUCGACAUUGGAACCUAAUGACCACAGAGUCAAAUGUAGAAGUUUUGCAAAAGUUGAUCACUUCUGCUUACUAGGAGGAAGAUUCACUUUUGAUGAAGGGGAUUUCUGUAAUUUAGAAUGUUCUAAUGACAGUUUCAUGUGCGACGACAAAUCAAAAUGUAUUGAACGCCAUCGAUUUUGUGACGGGAUAAAAGACUGCGCUGAUGGAAGUGACGAAAGACGAUUUAAUGAAUACAGAGACAAAAUUAAGGGUGUUGGAUGCAGAAGUUGGACUCUGUUGAGUCGUAUUUGCUUGUUGCCCACUGAUCAGGCUAAUAAAAGAAAGAACAUUUGUAACGUUGCACCUCGUAGGUGCGAUGCAGGGUUUUUCAGAUGCUUGUCAGGAAUGAAAUGCAUUCCGAAAGAAAAAUUUUGCGAUGGAAAACGAGAUUGCAGGGAUGAUGAAAUAGAAUAUGACGAGGCAAUCCAUAGUCCAGAUAUUGGAGUUCCAUGCCAGGGAAGAAAUGGAAAGAUCUGUCUCCUCCCUUCGAAAUUCAAAUCUAACAAUCACACUAACAUCUGUACAUGAAACGAAGAUGUGGACAGUGCAUGAGUUGAGCUAUGUUGUUGUUAAUAUGUUUUAUGGCGCUCAAAACAUCUGUGGUUAUUUGAGUCUAGCUUAUAAGUGAAAUCGCAAUUUCAGAAUCUGACAAAUGCGGAUUUUUGUUGUAGCUGUGCGUAUCGGUGUUAUUUGCAAAAAUGUAAUGGGUGAAAAUUGCAAUAAAAAUAUUAUAUAGA
This is a messenger RNA of Styela clava, 5275 nucleotides long. The record is from RefSeq and is a predicted model, not a curated record. Lineage: Eukaryota; Metazoa; Chordata; Ascidiacea; Stolidobranchia; Styelidae.